AUCGACUUCUUCACAGUUCAUCACACAGGAGAACCUUUCGAUUAUCGGUUACAUUUCCCCUCAGGCUGACAGGCCCUGUGCACGAUCUGAAACCGAGAAAUCUGGAGCAGACCGAUUUGCGUCACAGGCCAUCAGGAUGGAAGCAGCCGCACAAUCACGCAAGGAGAAGUUGGCGGCUCUACGGAAGCGCAAAGCAGAUGAAGAUGCAGGCAUGGUGUCACGGGAUGCCGCAAAGCCGCGAAACAUGGACGAUGACGAAGGGAUGGACGAAGGUCUUCUAAUCAAGAGAAGCUUCAGAAAUUACGAUCCGAAGAACAGGCAGAUGAAGAAGACCGCUGCUGGGCAAGGGAUAGAGGAUACGGUCGAGCAAGCUGUCGAGGGUUUGCAGGAGAGAGUGCUUAAAGAGGAUGAAGCCAAACGGCAAGAAGAGCUAGACUUGCUAAAUAUCGCACCCAAGCGACCAAAUUGGGACCUCAAGCGUGACCUCAAGAAGCGGUUAGGCAAAGUGGAGCGCAAAGACAAGGAAACUAUCCUGGUCUUGAUCCGUGCGUCGACCGAUGAUCAGCGUAGAUUCAACAGGCUGCCUUGAACUGAUUUGCCUUUGCCUGCUACCUCAUUACUCUGCGCCCUGAUAUGGAAUGCAGGAAGACGAAUAGCGGCAGGGCGCGAUGCGGCGGGUGCCAACAAAGACAGCGAGUCGGCAGGCUUGAACGCCAUGACUGCAGAAAUGGCUGCGAGCGCGACGGUAGAACGAGGAGCUGGGCGAAUAGGGACGCAAUACGACGAUGAUGAUAGUGACGAUGACGUUCAAGACGAGGAUGU
Molecule: messenger RNA, 822 nt
Organism: Tilletiaria anomala UBC 951
Lineage: Eukaryota; Fungi; Basidiomycota; Exobasidiomycetes; Georgefischeriales; Tilletiariaceae
Exons: 3
Coding region: 137-589 (150 amino acids)
Cellular component (GO): post-mRNA release spliceosomal complex; U2-type spliceosomal complex
Source: RefSeq, a predicted model, not a curated record